Messenger RNA from Colletotrichum graminicola M1.001, 2463 nucleotides. RefSeq names its product NIMA interactive protein. Lineage: Eukaryota; Fungi; Ascomycota; Sordariomycetes; Glomerellales; Glomerellaceae. The transcript has 2 exons. The record is from RefSeq and is a predicted model, not a curated record. Bases 1 to 2463 code for a protein of 820 amino acids.
AUGGCAGACAACGAAAACCUGCGUACGGCGUCGCUGUACAUCAACAAUCAGUUGCUCUCGCGAGGACUCCUCCGUGAUGGCCAGACAAUCAACUUCGCCGACCCGGAAGACAAUCCGGGCGGCACCGAGGCUACCAUGGGCAGGGUCAUGAGCAUUGUCAAUGACUUGAUCUUGCGUAGAGACCGCGACGCCGAACACCGCGAGAACCUCUCCGCUACCCUGCGCAACGUCCGAGCCGAAAACCUCCGAUACACGAACGACCUAUCGCGUCUGUCGGAGAAGCAGACCGACACCCAACGGAAACUCGACAUCAGCGAGGCCACCGAGAACACGCUACGCACCCAGCUCAAGUCAGCCGACGCUGCUGUCCGCGGGCUCAAGGAGGAGGUGGCGCGCGCCAAGACACUCGUUGCCCAGACGCGCGCCUCCUGUGCGACCGAGGUCCGCCGCCGCGACCGCCAGAUUGACGGCCUGAAAAAGCAACUCGGUGACGCUGGUCGUCCCCGAGGCACCGCCAAGAGCUCUUCCGUCACCGUCAUCAGCGUCGUCGCCGGCGAGGGCGAGGAGAAGGUGUCCCCCCGACGCCAGGGCAAGGCUGGCACGAGCACUGACGAUUCCAACUACGACCUCCGCAGCGAGACGAACGAGUUCCUGACAGGCCUGGCGAGAAGCCUCAGCGAAGAGAACGAGGCCCUUCUAGGCUUGGUCCGACGGACGACCAAGAGCCUACGUGAGAUGAGCGGCUGUGAUGUCCGGACAAGUCAGGGCGACGGGUAUGCCGUCGCCCUGCCCACGGCUGAGGACAUGGCCUCGGAGCUGGACGCCAUUCUCGAACACCUCCGCUCCAUCCUGACGAACCCUUCGUUCGCCCCCAUUGAGGAGGUCGAGGUCCGCGAGGAGGAGAUUGCUCGCCUGCGUGCUGGCUGGGUCAAGAUGGAGAGCCGCUGGCAGGAGGCCGUCCAUCUCAUCGAUGGCUGGCGUCGGCGCAUGGUUGUCGACGGCAAGUCAGUCAACAUGGAGGAGCUCAAGAUGGGUCUUCGUCUUAGCCCCGUGCGCGUGCGUGACGUCGAGGAGACGCAGCAGGGCGGCGUGGACAUGCAGGAGUUGUCCUGCGUCCAAGAGGAAUGCACUGCCGAUCUCGAGGACGAGGACGAAGACGAGGACGAAGCCGAAGACGAGGAAGAAGAGGAGGCGAUGCCCGACUCCCCUUGCCCUGCCCCCCACAGAGUCGAGUCUCUGCACCUUGUUCCCGCUCCUGACCGACACUAUGCGGCUCCCCACGAAGAGGAGUACGACGACGAAGUCCAGCAGAGCGACCGGGAGUCGAGCAUCUUUGAGGAUGUUGACGUCGAAGAUCUUGAUAUCGAGGAGCCUAACGUGCAGAUCCUCCAACAAUCCACUGCAAUGGUCAGCUCUCCCCCUCUGCCGCCCCCUCCUCAGCUGAGUCCGCUCCGCGAGAUGGCAUCUGCCGGCAACCGCGAUGCACGACCGAGACGCGAGAAGCAGGGUGGUUACCGCACAAUGGCCGAGGAGAAGACCCGUACCAUCCGUACCGUCGAGACCGCCCCCAAGCCACCCCCGCAUCUCGUCCAGGUCUCUAGGUCUCCGCAGAAGCCUUCGCAGCAGGCCGAUGACCGCUACCGUACCAUCUCUGCGGCUUCGGUCGAAUCCGACUCGACCCACAACGGCGCGCCCCUCUUCACACCGUCUGGAACCCCUCCUCCUGAAGUGGACCAAACACCAACCGCCCGCAAGCUCCCGAAGCCACCACGUCUAGUAGCAGCGGCUCCGGCGGUAUCCGCACCAAAGGAGACCCUGUCCACGGUCCGUGCAGUCUCCCAGGAGAGCCAGGAGAGCCAGACCAGCCAGGAGAGCUGCGACGGUGAGCCUCCUGCCCCUGCCAUGCAGCCCAGCAGCAGCAAAGCCGCAUCGCCACACCGCACCCCCUUGCGCCGCGUUCCCUCCCGCCUUCCCCUACCUCGUCCUUCGGACCCGCCGCCACAGCAGAGCCCCCUGACGCUGGCCACUAUUGCGGCCAAGCUUGCCGCCUCGGAGCGCGAGGCCGAUGCCGCACGGGUCCGUGCAAAGCUCAAGGCUGCCCGCGACGGCGCCCUUGGCAAAUCUAUCCCCGCAACGCGGGAACAGCAGCAGCAGCAGCAGCAGCAGCAGCAGCAGCCCAUGCCCGCUCCCCCUCCACCAGAGACCAUCGUGGCCGUACCGGCAGAGCCAGAACAAGCAAAUGGCUCUCCCGCAAGGACAGGGGCAGACCGAGACCUUGACCCCAUCAAGCGCGACCUCCCGCAAGUCGAGGGCCAAGAGCAGUCGCCGCUCCAGCCCACGAGGCGCAAGCGCGAAAGGCGCGCGAGCAAGGUCGCGUCGAGGAGACGGAGCACGCUCAGCCCGUGGGAGAUGGAGAGUCUCAUCUCGGGCACCGUCGCCGUCCCUCCCUCACCGGCUCGGUAA